AUGUUGGCUUCCAGUAUCCACCGCCGUCCGCCGGUAUUAGCACCGCGCAGCCCGUCGGAUGAUAAUGCCGGGCAGAAGAGGACGGCAGCUGGCGUCGCCAAGGGUCUUUCGGAUACGUCGGGCGUGGCUCAUGUAGGGGUAGGGGUCGAGAGGCGUCGAUCGAGAAGCAUCGGGUCGCUUUCGCGGGAGAGCAAGAUCGCAGCGCUGUCCGUUCACCUGCGCACGCGGCUGUCGUACGCCGCGGCCAAAAUCGAGAAGAACAGGAAGACUCACACUCACGGCCACUCGCGAUCCCCGAGCACGGACUCUCCGAUCAAGAUCGAGCACCUGGUCUCCCUGGGCGAGCCAGAAACCCAACAGUUGGUCGCCUUGAAUCCGCCUCCAACCUCCCACACCCACCCUCUGAAUGGCCCUGCCCGACUAUCCCCCGUGGCCUGGUCCGCAGAGGCAUCGCCAUCUCCACCUGAUCCGAAACCACACCUCCCUGUCCAGGCGCGCCCCAAACUCGCCCCGCCAGCAGACAUCAUCGCCAGCGCAGGCAGCAGCAGCAGUCGACGCCGCCGCCCGAACCCCAACGAGGUGACUAAGCCGACGCACUUCCCCCCUUUCCUGCACCGCAGGCACCACUCGCAGCAGGAGUUUGGGGUGUCCAGACCAGCAGCAAACCUAGAGCGAGUGCUCGUCCCGGGGACGCCCCCGCUGCGGCCGUCCAGCCAGAACACCUCCACGCCGACGCCGACGCCGACGCCGUAUAAUGGCAGCAGCGCGAUGGAGCAGGACGCCAUUGAGACGCUGCUCUUCAUGUCCAGCCCGGGCCACUCCCACUCGGGCUACCACUCCUCGCAGCCCUCGCAGCGUCACCUGCCCUUCCAGAGCAGCAGCGACUCGCGCGGAUCGGAUGCCCGCGUGCCGUGCAGCCAGGAUUCACAUGUCGGCGCGGACCAUGGGCGCCCGGUAUACGGAUUCCGCGGGCAGUCGAUUGGUCUGGAAGCGCAGGCGGGCGAUGAGAUUGACCGCAUGCUGGACCAGAUGGACAGUGAUAGUGAUGAUGAGUUUGAGGGGGGAAGCGGUGAAUAG
Messenger RNA from Aspergillus heteromorphus CBS 117.55, 1077 nucleotides. RefSeq lists its product as uncharacterized. The coding region runs from base 1 to 1077 and encodes 358 amino acids. The transcript is spliced from 2 exons. NCBI's taxonomy places the organism in Eukaryota, Fungi, Ascomycota, Eurotiomycetes, Eurotiales, Aspergillaceae. The record is from RefSeq and is a predicted model, not a curated record.